This is a messenger RNA of Beta vulgaris subsp. vulgaris (sugar beet), 1860 nucleotides long. RefSeq names its product 4-hydroxy-tetrahydrodipicolinate synthase, chloroplastic. The transcript has 5 exons. Gene Ontology annotation, molecular function: 4-hydroxy-tetrahydrodipicolinate synthase activity. The coding region runs from base 380 to 1480 and encodes 366 amino acids. Lineage: Eukaryota; Viridiplantae; Streptophyta; Magnoliopsida; Caryophyllales; Amaranthaceae. The record is from RefSeq and is a predicted model, not a curated record.
UUUGGGUUUUGACAUUGCAAGAUAGUAAGAGACCACUCAAAAAGAUUUCACUUUUAGGGUUUAUACGGGCUUUUGAGAUGGGCUUAGUGCAGCCCAUCAAAAGCCCAUUUAAGAUACAAAGUCUCAUUUUGGUCGUGUCUUUGCACCGCAGUUGGGGGGAAGAAGAGGCACACCAGAAGAAAAAAGAGCAACCAUUCUUCUACAUUUUAGAAAAUUCUCCCCUUAUAAUUUGGGGGGAGGUGUGAGAGGAGAACAUGGUAUUGGUGGUAUUGUGGAAGAGGAGAAUUUUGUGAGUUCUUUAUUUUCAAUUUUAUCCUCCUUUCCCUGCAUAUGGUAGUUGGGUUUUCUGUUUGGUAACUAAAACCAUCUCAAAUCCGAAAUGACUACUCUAACAAGCUACAGCUCAUGCCUCAAGGACUCUACUUCUUUCGGCCUCUCACACUCGGCUCCAGCAUAUGUCUACAACAGAACACAUACUAGAUGGAGAUCUCCACAAGCUGCUGUGAUUCCUAAUAUGCAUCUUCCUAUGCGUAGUUACGAAGUUAAGAACAGGACAAACGUGGAUGAUAUAAAGUCUCUAAGAUUGAUAACAGCCAUUAAAACUCCAUAUCUCCCAGAUGGAAGGUUUGAUCUUGAAGCAUAUGAUGCCUUAGUGAACAUGCAGAUCAAUGGUGGUGCUGAAGGUGUAAUUGUUGGUGGUACAACCGGUGAAGGCCAAUUAAUGACUUGGGAUGAACACAUUAUGCUUAUCGGCCAUACAGUUAACUGUUUUGGCGGUGACAUCAAGGUGAUAGGAAACACAGGAAGCAACUCAACACGAGAAGCAAUACAUGCUAGCGAGCAAGGAUUUGCUGUUGGGAUGCAUGCUGCCCUUCACAUUAAUCCCUAUUACGGCAAGACCUCUAUGGAAGGAUUGAUUGCUCACUUCGAGAGUGUGCUUUCAAUGGGCCCCACCAUAAUAUACAACGUGCCGUCAAGAACUAGUCAAGAUAUUCCGCCUCAUGUGAUGCAUUCUGUAGCAGAAAAUGCUAACUUGGCAGGUGUUAAAGAAUGUAUGGGCAACGAAAGAAUUAAACAGUACACAGACAAAGGCAUCGUGACUUGGAGUGGAAACGAUGACGAAUGCCAUGAUUCGCGGUGGUCAUACGGGGCGACUGGUGUUAUAUCCGUUAUUAGCAACUUGGUCCCGCGGUUAAUACAACAACUCAUGUUCAAGGGUAAGAAUCCUUCCCUUAAUGCAAAGCUUAUGCCUUUGAUGAAGUGGCUCUUUAAGGAGCCAAAUCCUAUUGGCUUAAAUACAGCUUUAGCUCAACUUGGAGUAGUAAGGCCUAUUUUUCGCCUACCUUAUGUACCCCUUCCUGUGGAUAGAAGGAUUGAGUUUGUGCAAAUAGUCGAUGAAAUUGGACGAGAGAAUUUCGUCGGCGACGCUGAUGUUCAGAUCCUCGAUGAUGAUGAUUUUAUCAUGUUAGGGCGAUACUGAACUCCAGGGAGAUGUUUGUAGCAGCCCAUGAUAUUGGGAAAUUUUAGAUAUUGGUGGUUUAAGUGAAGAGGAAUAGUGUUCUGUUUUUUCCAUUCUUCUUGUUUUGUUUCCAAAAACACUGAACAACUAACCGUUUGCUAGUGUACUAUGAUGCUACUACCCUUACUCGUCGUAUCGUGUCUUUUGUUAGUAAGGGUUGUAAAAUCAAUAAACCUACUUCUUCCGUAACAUUAUAACUGCAACAAAUGAAUACUUUAUAUCUCAUAAAUAUUAUCCAUUUGUUGCAGUUAUUAUGCUACGGAGAAAGUUUUUAAUUUCCAUGCAAUAAUUAGGUGAAUAUAUGCCCAACUCCUUAAUAUAAAGCGUGCUUUGAUCUGUGA